AUGUCGUCGACUAUACCGCGCGUGGGAUUUCCUGCUGAAAUCUGGCUACACGUCUGCAAUUUCCUGCACAGUUUCGACGUCGCUGCACUCGCGCAAGUCAGCAUCGAAUUCCACAUGAACCUUCAGAAGGAGGUUUAUCUCGCGGCGAUGCGCGAUGACAACACCCACAUCAUCUCCAGGAGCGCCGCAACGGGGAACCUGGCCACUCUCCAGCGUAUAGCGUCGCACGGCGCGGACAUGAACAAGAUCUAUCCAGCCGAUGCUCCCCAGCAUCUCAAAGACUGGUUCAAGUGGCAGGAGGAGUGGAACAGCCGAGAGGCUCCAAACGGGCAAGGUGUCGAGGUCGCACUGUCAAAAGCCUGCUUCGCAACCCCCUUGCACCUCGCCGCAAAGGGCGGGCACUACGAUACCGUCCGGUGGCUUCUGGACCAGCACUCUGUCGAUGUGGAGAUGCCGGCGAGGUUUCUGUGCCAGUGUAUUCCCCCAGGCACCUAUCCGGUUCCUACUUAUAGGUUAAUAGGGCAAGCCGUACCGGCCUGGACGCCCCUACACAUUGCUAUUUGCCACCACAAAGUCUCCGUCGCCCGCUUGCUGCUCUCCAGCGGCGCUUCGUCUCGAAGCGUCUUCGACCGCGCCUGGGAGGGACUGAAUCCGACAAAGUAUAGAGGUCCAGCGAUAGCGGUUUCCGCACUCCAAUCCGCCGCCUAUUCCGGCAAUGAGCCCAUCAUCAAAGAGCUCGUGCAGUGUAUGGGAGUGGAUGCUGACGAAGUCGUGGUGGAAAGUGGUGCGACGCCGCUGUACUACGCAUUAACGGCGCAUAAUGAGCUCUCGGUGGCCCUCCUGCGACGUCUCGGGGCGAACCCGGAGCGGUCCUUCACGCUGGGCAGGAUUGGUAUUCACUACGAUAACGCUUUCGAAUAUGCUCUGGCCAUGGAAAAGACCGACCCGACACUCAACGUUCUUGAACUAUUCUCAUCGAAAGUGGCAACUGAUAUCUUCAAAUUCAUAUCAAACGUGGCAAAGUCAAACGCGGCACGUUAUCUCUUUUCAGAACCGGGAGGCGCCUGGUACUGUCCUUCAGGAACCGAAGGGAAGAUCGUCUCCAGGCUGAGACAAUCGCUCUUAACGGCGAGGUCCGAGUAUUGGGGUCAGGAUUAUCACACCCCUCUUGCGCCGGGCCUGAACAAGAUGAUGCCGGAUAUCUUCACUAGAGACCUCCACUCUUGA
This is a messenger RNA of Colletotrichum fioriniae, 1227 nucleotides long. RefSeq lists its product as uncharacterized. Gene Ontology annotation, molecular function: protein binding. The record is from RefSeq and is a predicted model, not a curated record. Lineage: Eukaryota; Fungi; Ascomycota; Sordariomycetes; Glomerellales; Glomerellaceae.